CAAAAAAAAGACAAAAUUGCAGAUAAGAUAAUCAGUUAUGAAACAAAUAAAAUUAAAAAGAAGUAAACGAAAGCAAAGACAACCUUUCUAUAUUAUUGUGUGGACAAAGAGAACAAACUAAUGGAUAACACUGGCCACAUCGAACUCGAUCGCUAUUGGUAACCGUUGUGUCAACAAAACUUUUUUGUUUACAAAUGGCCACGGGUGACAAAUUCAAAUUUGAAAGACGUAUUUGUGAUGUGAAAAGUGAUUUUUUAUUGUUAAUCUAGUUGUGUAAGUUGUGUUUAUUAUGGGUAAUUGUCUGGGAAGUAUUUUUCGGCGUCGAAACCAGCGUCGUCACAUCGUUUUGAUACUGAUAGGAUUGGAUAACGCGGGAAAAACAAAAACUGUCAAUAAUUUGGCCGGCGAGAAAGAUGACAAGGUUUUGCCGACUGUGGGUUUUAAAGCUGUGAAUUUAGUGCAUAAAGAUACGCCUGUAACGAUAUAUGAUUUAGGCGGGGGUCCUCACUUUCGCCAAAUAUGGUCUCAGUAUUAUAGCGAAGUGCAUGGUGUAAUAUUUGUCAUCGAUUCAAGUGAUUUUUCACGGUUGGAUGAGUGCAGGGCCGUACUUGAAGAGGUGUUAUCGCACGACAAAAUAUCAGGCAAGCCGGUUCUAGUUCUAGCGAAUAAACAGGAUAAGACCGGGGCUUUGGACGACAUCGAUGUGGUGGAAAAACUGAACAUCGAGCCACUAGUUAAUAAAUACAGAUGUCCAACUCUAGUAGAAUCCUACAGCGCAUUCACAGAACACCCAAAGACUAAAAAGCCAAAAAUAGAUCCAGGGUUACGUAAAGGCUACCAAUGGCUCCUAAACUACAUAGUGCGACGAUACGGAGAUAUAAAUUUACGCGUACAGACGGACAUACACGCAGACCUGGAAAGACGCAAACGGAUGAUGAACAAAGCUUCAAACACAACAUCACAGACAUUCACAGCAGUGAGCGAUGACAUAGCCACACAAACCGGCUUCGAAAACCCUAAUUACGACAUCGAGAAAUCGACUAAAAUCGACAAUGAAGAUGUACAACAAGGGGUGAUAAUCGUCAAACCGAUUAAACACAACUCUAAUAGCAUUGAUUCGACUAUAACUAUCGAGAGUGUCGAAGAAUCUGAAGCUACUAGUGGUUCCAAGCCAAAAUUGUCCCCGCUCUUUGGUAGGGCUAGUAACUCGACCGUGGAGACUGUUCGAAUAGAGCUGGAGCCCAGGAGUGAGUUCAGGAAGUUAUCUCCUAUUGUCCGAAACAAGAGUGGCGCGAAUCAACACAUUGAUUUCCAGAACAGACCGCAGUCUAGUCCUUCCUUCGUUAAGAAGAAGAUUAAGAAGACUAAGUCACCUUAGCCAACUAUUCUCAAAACUCAGGUGGAAUCGUCAAGCAAGAACACGUCUCUACAAGACGAAGAUCUAAAACCGGAUGGUGACCUCUCAGUUUACAUUGGCGAUCGCAACAGGACUUGGGACAGCUCGGAGAAGAAACACACGGUGCUCGUCAAUGAUGCAGAACUGUCAAUGACGCAUCGUGAGAUCGUUCUUAAUGAGAGAGACUACACAAACAAGACAGCGUAUUCUGAGGUAAGCCUACAGCCGGCGACGUUGCCGCUGAGCCCCCGGCCGGCCUCCGCCUCGCAGCUGGUCAGGAGACAGCUGGAACUGUGCGGCCAACAUAAACGACGUCUCAGUCUUAGAUAUAUGCAGCGUAACAAGACCAGUCCGGAGCGUGUGUCCAUGUUGAUAUACGAGCCGUCGAAGGCAGCGCAGAGGCACCUCGACAAGGGGGAUUUUGAACACUCCGCUACCAUCAACUAAUUGUG
Molecule: messenger RNA, 1848 nt
Organism: Spodoptera exigua (beet armyworm)
Lineage: Eukaryota; Metazoa; Arthropoda; Insecta; Lepidoptera; Noctuidae
Source: the annotation of a GenBank genome assembly